Messenger RNA from Trichoderma virens Gv29-8, 573 nucleotides. RefSeq lists its product as uncharacterized. Lineage: Eukaryota; Fungi; Ascomycota; Sordariomycetes; Hypocreales; Hypocreaceae. Gene Ontology annotation, molecular function: 5'-3' DNA helicase activity. The transcript has 2 exons. The record is from RefSeq and is a predicted model, not a curated record. The annotation marks the transcript as partial.
AUGGCCAAAGGCCUCUUCGACACCUGCCAUCGUGAGGUGUACAACGACGUGCCCUUCAGCUACGGCACACAAGGUGCCCUUGUCAAUCACGGUCCUGGCGUCAACUUGGAGAAGUACCUAAAGGACAGAUUUCCCAAGUUGACUGCUCCUGCUGCUGGGACCCUGAGCGAGGUCUUUGUGCACUGCGAGGGCACGGAGUGCAUCGUCGAUGAGGUCACCCAUUCGAAGAGAAAUCCGGACCAAGUCGCCAACGCCCUCGACUUCCUGACCGACAUGGUCAAAAAGUCGGGCAUCAAAGCCGCCGACAUCGCCAUCAUCACGCCGUACGCGGCCAAUGUCGAGCUGAUCAACCGCCGUCGGACGAGGCCCGAGCACGAGGCUCUCUCUACCAUGCCUCCAGCUGCCACCGUCGACUCCUUCCAAGGCCGCGAGGCCGACAUAAUGGUGGUCAUCAUGGGAACAACCGAGGAGGUCGGCCCUGGCUUUACCACCGACCAGCAUCGGCUCAACGUGAUGCUCAGUCGGCAGAAGAGCGGCCUCCUUGUGUUCGGCGACAUCAACGUCGUGGGACGA